Molecule: messenger RNA, 2315 nt
Organism: Antechinus flavipes (yellow-footed antechinus)
Lineage: Eukaryota; Metazoa; Chordata; Mammalia; Dasyuromorphia; Dasyuridae
Gene: DCT
Product: dopachrome tautomerase
Exons: 8
Coding region: 338-1927 (529 amino acids)
Biological process (GO): developmental pigmentation; melanin biosynthetic process from tyrosine; positive regulation of neuroblast proliferation
Cellular component (GO): melanosome
Molecular function (GO): dopachrome isomerase activity; oxidoreductase activity
Source: RefSeq, a predicted model, not a curated record
GGCUAACAUGGUAAGAAGUGCAGCCCUCAUUAAACUGAACUGCUAGAGGAGUUUCUAAUUAAGUCAAAAUUAUUUCAGUUGUUUUACACUCAAAGCCACAUAAAACAGUGUGUGUGCAUAUGUGUGUGAACAUGUGCACACGUGCGUGUCUUGUGGUUUUGCAUAUGCUCUUGUAAAGGAAGGGAGGCAAAAAGAAAAAAAAAACAAGGGGAGUGUGAGAAUUGGAAAGAAUCUAGGAAGAGAGAAAGUGAUAGAAGGAGGUCAAGCUAAAGGGAGAGAGAGGAAUUGAAGUUUUCAGAUUCUGUAAGAAAUAGAGAUUUUCUCCUGUUUUGGAACAAUGAUCAAGCAGCAACAGGCUGGCUUGCCACGGUCAGUUAUUCUCAUUUAUCUGGGCUCCUGUCUCCUCUCUGUGAGCUGGACUCAGUUUCCUCGGAUCUGUAUGACUGUGGAAAAUCUAGUAUCCAAAGAGUGCUGUCCACCUUUGGGUGUGGAACCUGCCAAUACAUGUGGUAUACAAGAGGGCCGAGGACAAUGUGCAGAGGUGCUGACAGAUGCCAGGCCCUGGAGUGGUCCCUACGUGCUGCGGAAUCAGGAUGAUCGUGAGCAGUGGCCUAGGAAAUUCUUCAACCGGACAUGCAAGUGUACAGACAACUUUUCUGGCUACAACUGUGGAGAAUGCAAAUUUGGCUGGACAGGUCCCAAAUGCAAUCAAAAGAAGCCGCCAGUUGUUCGGAAGAAUAUCCAUUCUUUGACUCCUCUAGAGAGAGAGCAAUUCUUGGAUGCCUUGGACCUUGCAAAGAACACCUUCCACUCAGACUACGUCAUUACUACUCAGCAUUGGCUGGGCCUGUUGGGGCCUAAUAGAACCCAGCCACAAAUUGCCAACUGUAGUAUUUAUAACUUCUUUGUGUGGUUACAUUAUUACUCUGUCAGAGAUACACUAUUAGGACCAGGGAGACCAUUUAAAGCCAUAGAUUUCUCUCACCAAGGACCUGCAUUCCUUACCUGGCAUAGAUAUCAUUUAUUGUUACUGGAAAGAGAUCUCCAGAAACUCAUUGGCAAUGAGUCCUUUGCAUUACCUUACUGGGACUUUGCCACAGGAAAGAAUGAAUGUGAUGUCUGUACAAAUGAGUUGUUUGGUGCACCAAGACCAGAAGAUUCAACCUUGAUUAGUCAGAAUUCAAGAUUCUCCCGCUGGGAAAUUGUGUGUGGAAGCUUGGAUGACUAUAAUCGCCAAGUCACUCUGUGUAAUGGGACAAAGGAAGGUCUGCUGAGAAGGAAUGAAGUAGGAAGAACUAAGAAGCAGUUGCCCACCAUAGAAGAUGUACAAGCCUGCCUUUCUCUUGAGAUGUUCGACAAUCCUCCUUUUUUCCGGAAUUCUAGCUUCAGUUUUAGGAAUGCCCUGGAAGGAUUUGAUAAAGCAGAUGGAACUUUUGAUCCAACAGCAACAAACUUUCAUAACCUGGUUCAUGCUUUCCUGAAUGGCACUAGUGCUUUGCCCCAUUCUGCUGCAAACGACCCCAUUUUUGUGGUUCUUCAUUCCUUUACUGAUGCCAUUUUUGAUGAAUGGAUGAAACGCUUCAAACCAACUAUCAACUCUUGGCCUCCAGAGCUGGCACCCAUUGGUCACAAUCGGAUGUACAAUAUGGUCCCUUUCUUUCCUCCUGUGACAAAUGAGGAGUUCUUCUUAACUGCAGACCAACUUGGCUAUGAUUAUGCUAUUAGCUUGCCAGCUUCAUCGGCAGUAAAAACGACCCAGGGCGGGACUUUAAUCCUGUUAGUUAUUGGGACAGGCCUGGUGGCUUUAGUGGCCUUUUCUGUGCUAUUAGUUCUCCUUCAGUAUAGAAGACAGAAAAAAGGAUUUUCACCCCUGAUGGAGACCAGAUACAGCAGGAAAUACACAGAAGAAGACUUGCAUUUCAACUAAGCCUCAGAAGAAAGAACCUGGUCAAAUUGUGAGGAAUUAGCUUGGUUAUUGCUUCUGUUCUGACUUUGAUAUUUAAAAGAUUGUUUCCCAGGGAGCUAAUUGAAUUGUUCUUUUUUUCACUGAACAUGUUCUUGGCAUAGGUCUUCUUAAUGUGGCAAUGCUCCAAAACAUAGGAGAUGCUUAGCUUUCCUUUGAAUAAACUCAGCUAGAAUACUUGUGUCACUAAAUUAAGAUAGAGUUCGUGAUUUUUAUCUCAAGACAAUAAUUCCCCAUACAUCUUAAUCUUCACCAUCACCUGAUAGCAGUAAGAUACAACCAAGGAAGAAUAAGUCAUUUAGAAUUUGAAAACCAUAGAAUUUUAGAGAUAGAAGUUAUAUUAAUAAAUUAA